AUGGAGGCGGCACCGUCGGUUAUGGAUACACAGCAGUUGAGCGUGCGACUCGAUGAGGUACUUCAUGCAUUCGCCACACGCGAGGAGGACAAAAGUGACAACACCAAACUUCUUUCAGAGGUUGCAUGUCUCACGCAGGUUGUAGAGGCAAUGGCGGCGUCCAUGUCAGCAGCGGCGAAGGAGGGAGGUGUUAGCCCUCCAGUAAAGACACUCGAGGAGUCGCGUUUUCUUGGAAGUUCAUGCUGGAACAUGACGGUGCGGCAUUCUCCCAAAGAAGAUUCUCUGGACGAGCGAGUUUUAAAGUCGUCUUUGCGAGAGUUUGCCACAAAGGCUUUUCUUCUUGGCAACUACGCCUACGCACCAAGAGACGUUUCGCACAGUUACUUUACGCAGCACCCACGUGAGGCGGAACAGUGUGUGCUGAUGUGCCUUAAGACGUCGCGGGAUCUUUCACUCUGCGGUGUGGCAAGUAGUGCAAAGGAUCUUCUCUCUGUGGGGAAAACCGUGGCGUCGUACAUACCUGCCGGUGCUCAAAAUAGUCUCGCCUACCUUCAGCAUCGCAACAUGAGUUGGGAGUUUGCGUACACAGAGAUGGAUAUCACUUGGAAUGUGGGACAUUACCAGGAAUCCUGUGCCGCGGCAAGGAAACUCGCACAUAUGUUAUUAAAAGAUCAUGACUUACUACGAGAUCACAGAGAAGCUUUUUUUCGUUUUGUGUUCACCGUUGGCAACAGUGGUGUUCCUCUUGGUGAGGAGCAGUACAUGCGUGAUAUGCUUCAGAGCUCGAUAGAGGUACAGAGUCACUUUAAGCGAGCGAGGAUGAGCGAUCCGUCGCACCAUGACAUGAUGCUUAGUGGUGCUACGAUGGAGCAAAUGGCUCUUUCCUGGCUUCGUGAAGGUAAACCGACAGAGGCGUUGAGUUGGGCUGUAGAAGCCGAUGACACACUUAAUUCGAACACUUCCGCAUUGUUGCGUCUGACGACAACGGCAAAGUCAGGUAUGGAAGCAGAGGCAAUUGCGUUACUUCACCAAUAUGUUCACAGAUCAGACGCUUCCGUUGAUGAUGCGGUGGCGGCAUGUUUUGAAAUACACAAUCUCCUUGUGGAUAAAAAGGAGGGUGCCAUUGAAGGUAUGCGCUUACUGUGCAACAAAACAGGAGGUAAUUCAUCUAAUGAAGUUGUUACCUUUCGAUUAUCACAACUUUUACUUCAUAAUGGGAGUCUUGCUUCGUGCAAGGAGGCCUUACAUAUUUUGCAGAAUGAAGGCGUAGACUUUGAAGAGGCUCGACACCGCCGUUAUUGUUUUCUGUGGCUUUGGGGACUUGCUGACACGGGGGAGUUUACCCCGUUACAGCUUGUGGAUUCUCUUGAAACGGCUCUUCGAUUUAAAGAUUGUGCCAGUGACACAGAGGUUGAUGCCAUAUAUCUUCGUCUCUGUACAGAAUAUCUCGCACAAUGCGAGGAUGGGGAAAAACCAUCUAACGCAUUAACGAGGGCGAAACAAAUACUUUUGGAUUAUACCUCCAGUCGAGACCCACAUUGUGCUUUUGCUCACACCUUGCUGUUUAAAGUCGCCGUGCUAGAGUCCAAUGAGGUGGACCUGGAAAAGGAAUUGAAUUGUUUGUUGCUAUGUCAGCCUGCCGAGUUGGUAAUGCCCGCUCUUUGUACGGCUCUUAAUUACUCCCUGAAACAUGGUUAUCUUCACGGUGUUUCUUUAGUGAUCACCCGGGUCCUAUUUUCCUCAGUUUCCGUACCAGACCAUCCCACAGAGCUUGAGUUACUGCGGGUGUAUGUGGCGUCGUUGCUAAGUAGGGCAUGUAGCUACACAGAUGAGCAGCUGCAUGCCGUUACAGAGCGUUUCCAAAAAUUACUUUCGGAUGAAUGUGCAAUGAUAGCGUUGUCGUACGAGGAAGUAACGUGGUGGGCGCAGGCGUUUCUUGUACUGGGUUUAGAGUUCACCGAUGGUCCUGGUCAGACCAGCGUUUUUUUGUUUCGUGCGGCAACGCGCGCUGCCCUGCAAGGUCCCACACCCGGUGAGGGGCCAUCUCGUUCACUCCUCAUAUCAGGACUUUUAUGUACAUUGGAGGAUGAGUUUCAGCUUUUCGCGACCGGUUUUCCGCAACUCACUCCAUGUGAGUUGGAAGAACAGUUGCGUGUGUGUAAAGAGUCCCUUGCCUCUCUGCCCGAGAUGAACCAUCGUUUGACGCUGCUGCUAUCUGAGGCAGAGCGACACCUUCGGCAGCCGUCCCAAGAUACACCAGAACACAUACAGAGGAUUGUGGAUGAGUUAUCUAGCAUACCUGCGACUUUUAAAGACUAUGAAGCUUUGGCUGAGGGGGCAUCUUUCAUUGCUUUGCAGUACGCUUCAGAGUACCCUUUGCUUUAUGGUGUCACUAUAAAGCUUUAUAUGCAAGCUGUGUCGAUGGUGAUGAAUGAAAUAACAGCUUUCCUGAAAUGUGAUAAUAACACUGAUAAAUGCACAGAGUACGUUACAGAUGCUCUCUCAUUUCUGUAUAAAUCGUUUAACCUUGCCUUUGAUCGUACGGAGCAAUUAUCUGUGAUGCAGCGGCUCAUGGAACUACUUUCACUAGGUGUUGAAGACGUGACAGUCGCUUCCUUUAUUAAGCAUCAUCAUUCAAAUGCAGUGCGGACAGUUACUAGCAAUCCCUUGUCGUUUGUGCGGCUAUUUCUUGAAUACUUCACGGUGGAGGCAUGGAACAAUUCUGUCUUUUAUCUUAUUCUUACCGAGACAGUAAGACAGGCGGAAUGGGCGCGUGCCGCCUGGACUCUGGUUGAGACACUCCCUGAUACAAGUAGUGUUGCCUCUGCUCUGCUCACGUUGAAGACCAUCACAUCUUUGUAG
Messenger RNA from Trypanosoma rangeli, 2862 nucleotides. RefSeq lists its product as uncharacterized. Lineage: Eukaryota; Euglenozoa; Kinetoplastea; Trypanosomatida; Trypanosomatidae. The transcript has a single exon. Bases 1 to 2862 code for a protein of 953 amino acids. The record is from RefSeq and is a predicted model, not a curated record.